This is a messenger RNA of Larimichthys crocea (large yellow croaker), 6929 nucleotides long. RefSeq names its product protein tyrosine phosphatase receptor type Z1a (gene ptprz1a). Gene Ontology annotation, molecular function: protein binding; protein tyrosine phosphatase activity. Bases 335 to 6121 code for a protein of 1928 amino acids. The record is from RefSeq and is a predicted model, not a curated record. Gene Ontology annotation, biological process: peptidyl-tyrosine dephosphorylation. The transcript has 31 exons. Lineage: Eukaryota; Metazoa; Chordata; Actinopteri; Sciaenidae.
UUACCGUCUGUGUGUUUAUCACAGUAAUGUCAGUCGUGGUUGGUGUGUGGAGGAAGUGAGACCGGUGUGGCUGCGGGCUGUGGGCGGUGCACAGCCUCAGUCUGACGGCUCCUCUUCAGUCAGUCGGUGUGGAGGAGAGCGAACGGAGCGGAGCUGCGCACCGGCACCGGGAUCCUUACCACACAUAUACGGCAGCAAGACCACAACCGACCGACCGGCAGGCAGCAGCGGAGCAGCAUGGAGCUGUGAGUGCUGUGGGCUGACCGGGACCUGCUCCCCAAAAAUCACCGAUUCGUAUAUUUACCCCAUCUGCGAGCUUUUUUUACCCCCCAACAUGGAGACUACAGUCUGCUGGUUUCUGCUGGCUGCACACUUCAUCCUCAUCUGUCCACAAGCUGAAGGAUAUGCAUACAGAAAUCAACGCAAGUUCUCAGAAGACAUCGACUGGUCGUACGCAGGAACAUUAAACCAAAACAACUGGGCCAAGAAGUAUCCAUCCUGUAGCAACGCCAAGCAGUCUCCCAUCAACAUCGAGGAGAACCUGGCUCAGGUGAAGCUGCAGUACCAGAAACUGAAGUUUGAAGGCUGGGAGCACCUGACAACCGACAGGACGACCAUCAAGAAUGAUGGCAAGACAGUUGCGGUCAAUGUGGAUGGAGACUUUUAUGUCAGCGGAGGUGGUCUCAGGUCAAAGUUCAAGGUUGGACGCAUCACCUUCCACUGGGGGCGCUGCAAUGCGUCUUCAGACGGCUCUGAACACAGUCUGGAUGGAGUCAAAUACCCUCUAGAGAUGCAGAUCUACUGUUAUGAGGCGCAUCACUUUGACUCUUUAGAUGAAACCAUCAAGGCCGGAGGCAGAAUCACAGCACUCGCUGUGCUGUUUGAGACGAGCCAAGAAGAGAACGUGAACUACGCUGCCAUCAUAGACGGUAUUAACAGUGUGAGCAGAUACGGUAAGAGUGCUGAGCUUUUACCCUUCACCCUGCGAGGUCUCCUGCCGAACUCCACAGAGAAAUACUUCAUCUACAACGGCUCUCUGACCACGCCGCCCUGCAGCGAGACUGUCGAGUGGAUCGUCUUCAAGAACACAGUGACCAUCUUUGACGAACAGCUGGAGAUGUUCUGCGAGGUAAUGACGAUGCAGCAGGCCGGAUAUGUGAUGCUGAUGGACUACUUGCAGAACAACUACAGGGAGCAGCAGCGGCAGUUCAUGGGUCAGGUGUUCUCCUCCUACACCGGCACGGAGGAGGUCCUCACACCAGUGUGCAGUUCAGAGCCGGAGAACAUCCAGGCGGCUCCCCACAACCUCAGCAGCCUGCUGGUGACUUGGGAGCGGCCCCGGGCGGUCUACGACGCAAAUAUAGAGAAAUACUCUGUCAGCUACCGACUGGCCAACGAAGAAAACACCGCCCCCACUAUAUACCUGACUGAUGGAGACCAGGAUGUGGGGGCGAUACUCGAUGACCUAUUAGCCAACACCAGCUACGUGGUCCAGGUGGUGGCGGUCUGCACCAACGGUCUGUACGGACGUGUGAGCGACCUGGUGACAGCCGUCAUGCCCAUCGACGACCCCGAAAAUGCACUGGAUCCUGAUUCAGAUGAAUUUGACACUGACAGCAACUAUGAACCUGAUCUGUCUUGGAAUGAACCAGUCCAAACUGAGGUUUACGAUCAGGCCUGGAUUCCUACAAACUCACCAAAGACCACAACUUCUGGAUCACGUAUUUUACCUCUACCAGGCAUCAGAAGUACGACAGCAGAAUCUGGUUGGAGAGAAACCACCACUGAUCAGGUUCCCAGGGUCAGGUCCACCGAGUAUGGUCAAGUCCUGAGCCAUUCUGAAGAGACAACACACCACAGUACCUCCACACAGCCACCAGAGGUCACCCUGUCACCAGAAACCAAAGUGCUGACUUCAGUGGAAAAUGUCGCCUUGCCCGUCCCUACAACAACAACAACUACCAAAGAAGUCUUCAUUUCCACUUCCACUACUCCCUUGUACUCCAAUACAAAGACAGUUCUUGGAGGCAUCAGUCCAAAAGACUUAGUAAAAACAGAAGAUGUUGGUAGUACCACUACUCCUACAUUCACCGGUGCAGAGACAAAAGGUGGUAAAAGUAUUUCUUCAUACAGCACCACCAUGACCACAAUGAGAUCUCAUAACAUCGACAUGAGUAGCACAACAACAUCGUCAUCUUUCAUCCAGGCUGAGACAGACCAAAGCCUAGUGGGUUCCAUAAAUGAAGACACCACCACUGAUGGAGCCGUGUCCAUUGGAUCCGGAGGUCUUCCAGAGAUCCAGGCUGAAACUUCAACCUCCCAACCUUCCUCCUCAAGUGAAGCUGUUCCACGUAGGCCCACAAGUCCCAGCAUGCCUUAUUUUUCAUCUACCACGACUUCUGUCCGGUUGAGUGGCGUUGUCUUGCAGACCACGCAGUCAGUGUCCAAUGGUGAGAGCCCCUUUGUCCUCCCUCCCUCCUCCUCCUCUUUCGCCUCCUCCCCUCUGUGUGACACUGCGGACCCCAACGCCACCCCCUUCACCUGCCUGCAUGACCCUCCCUCCUCGUCUUGGCCUGUGUUGUCUGCCUCUGCAUCGGACUCUCAGCAUGCCGCUACCGCAAUGCUGGCUAGCAAAGACCCAGCUCCCCCUUCAACCCCCACGCUUUCUGCCUCUACUUUGCCUCACCUCCCUCACCCCUUGCACCCUCUGUCUAGUUGGGAGACUAAUCCAGUCUCUCCUGGUGUUGGGUUCAAUGAUAAUGAUAGUGAUGGUGAUUUGUUGUCUGGGUCUUCGUCGGACUCUUCAGGUGACCCCUCAGUAUUUAGCGAUACCCCUCCUCUCCUAAUGUAUCCAUCUGGCAUCGCUGUCACUGCCGAACCAUCUGAAUCCUCCUGGGACCCGUCACUCUCAACAGUGUCUUUCAGCCCCACCCUCCAACCUUCAGUUCUCCUCUCUAGUGACUUCACCCUUUCUGGCACUACUCCAGGUUUAUCCCAUUCUUUCUCAGCUGGGUUUGAGGACUCAAGGUAUGCUAUGGGGAACACAAUAGAGUCUAUUCUCCCUGAGGUCAGCGGUGAUGGGUUUCCAUUAGCUAGUGACGUGGACUCCAUGUGCGGCUGUUCUCUGGAGCCGUCGGUGUCCUCAUCCUGGUUGCAUGCCUCUCCUCAUGUGCCCCUGCCAUCCUCAGCUUGGGAUUCUGCUAGUUUAGAACCUUACUCUAGCAUUGGCUUCCCGCCGGCGUCUGGUGGUGCUAUAGACAAUCUUCUACACUCUCUGUCUGUGACAGGUUCCGAUGGUCUAUCAUUAGAUGAUCCUCUGCUCUCCCAUAGCACUAUUUCUCCCUCAUCAUCCUCUUCACACUCCCAAGUCACCUAUAGUGACCUCCCCAUUUCUGUUGCAGCCACAGCGUCUGCCAUCAGGAAUCCCUGGUUCUCGGCAUCAGACGGGAACUCACAAACCUCUACACUCUCUUCCUCCCCCUCAGCCUCCCCCUUCAGCCCUACCCCAGAAGGGCAAGCAUUAGACACUAGCAGCAGUGCCUCUGGCUCGGCCCUGUUCCCUGACUCCCUGGAGGGUGUAGAUCAGGAGUGGGACAGGGUUCAAACCUCAGCCUCUGGAGAGAGUGUUUCUCCUUAUUCAACCAAAGUCACUAGCACCAUUCCACCAUCUACGACCUCUGAGUCAGGUCAAACCCCUGAUGAUUUGGAUGAACGCUCCUCAGCAUUCUAUUUUGAAAGUGAGAGUGGUAGUGCCACCACCUUGGAGGUAGGAGACACAGUGAUGCCAACCAUUCCUCCGGUAACCUCGGCUUCACCCUGGUCGCUGGGUGGGGAGGAGGACAGCGGCUCAGGGCAGGGUGAUAGCCUGUACGACAACGAGACGUCCUCUGACUUCAGUAUCUCCGAUCGCACAGAAAGAGAGUCGGAGGAAGAGGAGCCUGUCGCAGCGACAGAGCUCAUGAAUGCCGUGCUUUUGGACACAUUUCGCUUGUCAGAGCAUCUUUUAAAGCACAAUGCCAGUAACAGCAGCCAUGAGUCGAGAGUUGGUUCGAUAAGGGAGAGAGAGAGGAAGGCUGUGGUUCCUCUGGCCGUCAUCUCCACCCUUACUGUCUUCGGCCUGAUCGUCCUCAUCAGUAUCCUCAUCUACUGGAGGACCUGUUUUCAGACAGCUCACUUCUACAUUGACGACAGCUCAUCACCAAGAGUCAUCGCUGCACCGCCUACUGCUGCAUUAUCAUCUGAGGAAACAGCUUUUCCAGUGAAGGAGUUUGUGAAACACGUGGCCGAGCUUCACAACACCAAUGGCUUCCAACAAGAGUUUGAGCUACUGAAGGAGAGUUACGAGGAGGUUCAGGCGUGUACGGUGGACAUGGGGAUGACAACUGACAGCUCCAACCAUCCUGACAACAAGACUAAAAACAGAUACAGCAACAUCCUGGCCUAUGACCACAGCCGGGUCCGACUCGCGCCACAGGCAGACAAAGAUGGGAGGACGAGGGAUUACAUAAACGCAAACUUUGUGGAUGGAUUCAAGAAGCCACGUUCAUACAUCGCUGCUCAGGGUCCUCUGAGGUCGAGCACUGAGGACUUCUGGAGGAUGGUUUGGGAGCAAAAUGUGUGCAUCAUCGUCAUGAUUACCAACCUGGUGGAGAAGGGAAGAAGGAAGUGUGAUCAGUACUGGCCGGCGGAGGUGCACGAGGAGUACGGCAGCUACCUGGUGACAGUGAAGAGUAGCAGAGUGUUCGCCUACUACACCCAGAGGACUUUCACUGUCAGAAACACCCACACCAAAAAGGGCUCCCAGAAGGGACGGAGCAACGAACGGACGGUGACACAAUACCAUUACACCCAGUGGCCCGACAUGGGUGUCCCAGAGUACGCUCUUCCUCUGCUUAGCUUCGUCCGCAAGUCAUCUGGAGCCAGGAUGAACGACACGGGGCCAAUGGUGGUACACUGCAGCGCAGGCGUCGGCCGGACGGGUACAUACAUCGUCCUGGACAGCAUGCUGAAGCAGAUAAAAGACGAGAACACUGUCAACAUCGCGGGAUUCCUCAAACACAUCCGCACGCAGAGGAACUACCUGGUUCAGACAGAGGAACAAUAUGUUUUUAUCCAUGAUGCCUUGGUGGAAGCCAUCUUAUCCGGAGAGACAGAGGUGAUGGCGGCUCACCUGCACAGGUACGUGGAUGAGCUGCUGAUCCCGGGGCCUGCUGGGAGGACGCACCUGGACAAACAAUUCAAGCUGGUUUGUCACUCUGGAGUCAAGCAAUGCGAUUACUCUGUAGCUUUGCAGGACUGCAACCGCAGCAAGAACAGAAACUGCUCUGUGAUACCUGUUGAGAGGUCGAGAGUGCGCCUGUCUACGACGGCCGGAGAAACGUCAGACUACAUUAAUGCUUCUUACAUCACAGGUUACAGGCAGAGCAAUGAGUUCAUCAUCACCCAGAAUCCUUUGCCUGACACCAUAAAGGACUUCUGGAAGAUGAUUUGGGAUCACAACGCCCAAGUCAUUGUAUCACUGUUGGGGACAGCGUCACCCGAGAUGGAGGAGGAAGCAGAGCUGUCUGCUGCUUGGCCCCGUAAAGGACAGCCCAUCAGCUAUGAGAUGUUCACUGUCACUCAGAGGACUGAGAAUCACAUCUGUCUGGCCAACGAGGACAUGCUGGUGGUCCAGGACUAUGUACUGGAAGCUACACAAGAUGACUACGUUCUGGAGGUGAAACAUUACCGUGCCCCCCGCUGGCCAAACCCAGACAGUCCCAUGAGCAACACCUUUGAGCUCCUCAACCUGGUGAAAGAGGAGAGUGCUGCUAAGGACGGCCCCACUGUGGUCCACGAUGAUGUGGGUGGAGUCACGGCAGGAACCUUCUGCGCUCUGUCGUCUCUGACUUGCCAGCUGGAGGCUGAAGGUUCAGUUGAUGUCUUCCAAGUGGCCAAGCUGACAAAUCUCAUGCGACCAGGAAUCUUCAGUGACAUUGAGCAGUACCAGUUCCUGUACAAAGCCAUGCUGAGUCUCAUUGGGACACAAGAAGACAAGAAAACCCUCCAGUCCUCUGACAACAACGGUACCAUCGUGGUGGGAACUGCCAGUACUGCAGAGAGCCUUGAGUCCCUGGUGUAACCACCACAAAAAACCCACAAAGAACUUUAACUUUCACAAAAGAGCAACAGCAUUUUGUCUUUCCUCUUCAACCCCCAACAGAACUUCUCCUGAUGCCAGACUCAUGCUACAAGUACUAAAUCGUCGUUGUUCAGGACUCCUGUGUUGUAGUUUGAGGCUGGCACGUACCGAAUGAGUUUCUAUUUCGCUGGAUCUGGACUCCCCUUUUGUAAUGUGUGCCUUUUUGUAUUUUUCAUCCUGUACUUCUAACUUUGAUACAAGUUGUAGACUAACUGUCCGAUGUUUUAACACUGUACUGUCCUAAGACGUUUCAUUCAACUAACAAACUUUUCCUAGACCUUUGUAUUUAUUGGCACUGAGCCAAAUGGGGAAAAAAGGGAAAAAAUUGCAUCUUUUUACAUCAAAUGAGAUAUUUUGUUAGCUUGUCUUUUAUAGAGCUCCUGCACUGAACUCCUUUCUGUAAAUACCAUCACAACGGUAGCAGCAGUGUGCUAUUGAAGUCAAAUAUAAAAUAAGGGCCUGGAAUAAUAAAAAUAAUAAUCUAAUGUAAAUAAUAUUAUAGUAAUCAACUUGAUGGACCAAAUUUCUAUUUAUACUUUUAGAUUUUUAUAUUUUACCAUUUUUAGUGCAUUCAAAUGUUAUGGUUUAAUUCUAAUUGCUUAGUUGGAGAACAUUAAUGCUUUUAUAUUCUGGAUUUUGUAACAGACUAAAUGUGAUGCAUGGGGUCCUGACAUGUUUGUUUUUUAGCUGGACAUAAACCACAGCUGGAUUAUUAGCUAGGGGAUUAAAUAAGUGGAAGAACACCAAA